AUGCGCGUGCAGGAGGGGAACCAGGCAGCUCGCGAUCUGAACCGAAAGCAACUCUGCUACAAUCCCAGCACAGAGGAGGCUGCUGGAGGAGAUGCGAGUUCUAGGCUAGCUUGGGCAGGCUACAGAGCCAGCCCCUUCCCGGGGAACAGUACCGAGCGUUCUGCCACAACUUCUGAGUCUCCAAAUUCAGCUGUCUCCAGGGAGGCCAGCACCCAGUCUUCAUCAGCAGCCACCAGUCAAGGAUAUGUUUUGCCAGAAGGCAAAAUCAUGCCAAACACUGUUUUUGUUGGUGGAAUUGAUGUUAGGAUGGAUGAAACCGAAAUUAGGAGUUUCUUUGCCAGAUAUGGCUCGGUAAAAGAAGUGAAGAUAAUCACUGAUCGAACUGGUGUGUCGAAGGGCUAUGGAUUUGUUUCAUUUUAUAAUGACGUGGAUGUGCAGAAGAUAGUAGAAUCACAGAUAAAUUUUCAUGGUAAAAAGCUGAAACUGGGCCCUGCAAUCAGGAAACAAAAUUUAUGUACUUAUCAUGUGCAGCCACGUCCUUUGAUUUUUAAUCCUCCUCCACCACCACAGUUUCAGAGUGUUUGGAGUAGUCCAAAUGCUGAGACAUACAUGCAGCCUCCAACCAUGAUGAAUCCUAUAACUCAGUAUGUUCAGGCGUACCCUCCUUAUCCAAGUUCACCAGUUCAGGUCAUCACUGGGUAUCAGCUGCCAGUUUAUAAUUAUCAGAUGCCACCGCAGUGGCCGGCUGGGGAACAGAGGAGUUAUGUUAUACCUCCGGCUUAUACAACUGUUAACUACCAUUGCAGUGAAGUUGACUCAGGAACUGAAGUUUUGUCAAAUGAAUGUUCAGUUCAUGAAGCUUCUCCAGCCUCUGGAAAUGGCUCACAAAAGAAGUCUGUGGACCGAAGCAUACAGACGGUGGUCUCUUGUCUAUUUAACCCCGAGAACAGACUGAGAAAUUCUCUUGUUACUCAAGAUGAUUACUUCAAGGAUAAAAGAGUGCAUCAUUUUAGAAGAAGCCGGGCAGUCCUUAAAUCUGAUCAUCUCUGCUAA
Messenger RNA from Microtus oregoni (creeping vole), 1053 nucleotides. RefSeq names its product deleted in azoospermia like (gene Dazl). The transcript has 11 exons. Lineage: Eukaryota; Metazoa; Chordata; Mammalia; Rodentia; Cricetidae. Gene Ontology annotation, molecular function: mRNA 3'-UTR binding; protein binding. The coding region runs from base 1 to 1053 and encodes 350 amino acids. The record is from RefSeq and is a predicted model, not a curated record.